Molecule: messenger RNA, 231 nt
Organism: Colletotrichum costaricense
Lineage: Eukaryota; Fungi; Ascomycota; Sordariomycetes; Glomerellales; Glomerellaceae
Exons: 1
Coding region: 1-231 (76 amino acids)
Source: RefSeq, a predicted model, not a curated record
AUGUGCUCCAUGGAGCUGCCUGCCACAACUUCUGCAGUGCGACCUCCUGUAGAGCAGACCUGCUCAUACGAAGGGGGAGAACAUAUGACAAAGACUGGAGAGUUCGCCACGGAGAUCGUGGAGACUUCUGGGACAGCCGAGACAGGAGGAGGAAAACCGCUGAUUACCACGGUUACGCUUACAUCGACGUCUACGUCUACAAUCACGCUCUCGGUGACGCAUGCUCUGUAG